Molecule: messenger RNA, 216 nt
Organism: Anisakis simplex (herring worm)
Lineage: Eukaryota; Metazoa; Nematoda; Chromadorea; Rhabditida; Anisakidae
Source: the annotation of a GenBank genome assembly
AUGGUGCAUGUAGCCGAUCGUGAACGACGUGUGCAGUACAAAGAGUUAUUGAAACGAAUGCAAAGAGCCGAAGAAUUGCGUGUUGUAGUCGAGAAACUGGAAGUACGUAAGAGUAUUGCCGAUCGAAAGAAGGGUGAAUUUCGACCCAAAAAGGUGAGUAAAGGUGAGCCGAUGAGAGCACGUGUAUUCAAGUGGACUUAUGAAAGGAAGAAGUAA